AAACUCUUAACUCUCUAAAACUUCAGCUAAAUUUUUGGCUUGUUUGGUGCAUUAGAGCUGUGCCCAUGGCUUCUGAUUUUGGCUUGAAGUCCCUGGCAAUCCUGGCUCUUGUCCUUGCAGUCUGCGUGCAAGGUUCUCUAGGAGGAAUAACAUGUGAGAAUCUUAACAAGGACACAUGCGCCUUCGCGGUUUCAUCAUCCGGCAAGCGCUGUGUGCUUGAGAAGCAUGUGAGGAGGAGCGGAGAGGAAGCAUACGUGUGCAGGACGUCGGAGAUUGAGGCGGACAAGGUGAAGGACUGGGUGGAGAGCGACCAGUGCAUUGAAGCCUGUGGGCUCGAUAGGAAGUCGCUUGGGAUAUCAUCGGAUUCUCUGCUGGAGUGUGGGUUCACCCGGAAGCUUUGCUCUACUCAGUGCUAUAACGGCUGCCCCAACAUUGUUGAUCUCUACUUCAAUGUCGCUGCCGGUGAAGGUGUAUUUCUUCCAAAACUGUGUGAAGCACAAAGGGGAGAUGCGAGGAGAGAAAUGGCGGAGAUCCGAAGUUCUGGUUUUGUGGCACCAAGGCCAGUAUCAGGGGUGAAUCCUGUGAAACAUGGGGUUGCCCCUGCAGUGGCCCCUGCUUCAUCAUAGAUUUUUAUAUGGACAGUUUAAGAGAUUUAAUAUAUAAGAAGGAUUGGAAGUUAGUUGCUGCGAUAAUAAAAGGGUUGAAUCAAUUAAAGAAUUAGAUGCCCUUAUUACUUUUACAUCGCUGAAACACUGGCUACCUCUCAUUACAUUGUAUCAUUUUUUUCAAAAUACAAAGAUAUUCAAUGAUAA
This is a messenger RNA of Vitis vinifera (wine grape), 812 nucleotides long. RefSeq lists its product as uncharacterized. The coding region runs from base 66 to 626 and encodes 186 amino acids. The record is from RefSeq and is a predicted model, not a curated record. NCBI's taxonomy places the organism in Eukaryota, Viridiplantae, Streptophyta, Magnoliopsida, Vitales, Vitaceae. The transcript is spliced from 4 exons.